Messenger RNA from Plectropomus leopardus (leopard coralgrouper), 1366 nucleotides. NCBI's taxonomy places the organism in Eukaryota, Metazoa, Chordata, Actinopteri, Perciformes, Serranidae. The record is from RefSeq and is a predicted model, not a curated record.
AUCUCUGCCUGAUGACUCCCAUUAUUGCUUGAUUGGUGAUACUGUCACUGGUGGAAAUCAAAAAGUUUGAGGGUUAAUGGAAACCUGCUGUACAAAGCUGAAGACACGAUCGACAGAUUGUCACUUAAAGCAGCCCAGCUUUAAAUAUGCUUGAUUUUGAGCCUCGAUGAAAUGUAAACAGAGAAACACAGUCAGAGUUUCCUGUUUUGAGCCCACUUAGAGACGAGAUGAGACAUUUACUGGCUCAUUUCAGUCUGUGUAAAGAUGACGGUCAACAUCUUCAGCUGCCUGUUGGCCUUCACUCUGGGCUGUAAUGUUGCUGCAGAAAUAAUCCGUGAAGUAGUGGAGGAAAAGCAGCCGGUGCUUCUUCGGUGUCCUCGCUCGGUGGAGGGUAAAGUGACAUGGAGCAGGGAGUUUAGAGGAAGUAAGGUUGACAUACUGACAGCUGACGGUGACAGAGAGGAAAGAUUCAGUGACCCGGGCAAACGUUACAGUUCACAAGCAGAUAAAUUUAGAUCGUUGUACAUUAAAGGAACUAACGCCUCCGACUCUGGAAGAUAUUUGUGUAACAACGAAGCAGCUGUGGAGCUGAUGGUGAUCCCAAAAGGAACAAAAAGACACACAGCUGUAAUAAGAGCCGACGUCACUCUGAGGUGCCCGUCUGAUGUUUCACACCGUCCAACAUGGACCAGAAAACACGGUGGUGAAAUGAUUCCUUUCAAGGACAAUCCGAGGGGACACGUGUUGAAUUUAACAGACGUGCAGCCUGGUGAUGCUGGACUUUACCUCUGUGAUGGAAAACCAGCUGCUUAUCUGACCGUGACGGAGGAUCAGUCUGAGAGAGCUGCUCCUCUUCCUGUUUUGGUGCUUGAGGUGCUCGUCCCUCUCCUCCUCGUCACCUUCAUCAUCCUCUUCCUUGCUUGGAGAUACAGGAUCAGCAGACGAGGAAGUGGUGAACAAAGGGAUGAGACUGUCUACGCUGAGAUAACAGACGGAUCUGACUUUGAACCAGCACAAGUUGGAUCAAACCGGCAGGAUUUCAUAUCCUCCAUCUUCCGUGAUGCUCCAGCUCUGGGAAACAAUUCUGGCAAAGAUUCAAGAAAUUUAUUGUGCUGAUAAAUAUUUGGUUUGAUAAACUAUUUAAACUGUAUAUAUUCAUAUUUGUCCCUCCUUACAGAGAUUUCUCAGCCCAGUGAGCCUCUUUAUUUUCUGAUCAACAAACCACGUUAAGGUGAUUUCAUCGUUCUUUAUGAUGGCUUGAGAGCAGGUUCGUUUUAAUAUUGUACACACUUGUAUCGCUCUGUGCACAAAAUAUUCUACAUUAAUAUGAUUUUAAACUUUCAUUAAGUUCCUUUUUUUUAACCAA